Molecule: messenger RNA, 311 nt
Organism: Piliocolobus tephrosceles (Ugandan red Colobus)
Lineage: Eukaryota; Metazoa; Chordata; Mammalia; Primates; Cercopithecidae
Product: SEC14-like protein 3
Exons: 4
Coding region: 6-311 (101 amino acids)
Cellular component (GO): cytoplasm
Source: RefSeq, a predicted model, not a curated record
GCACCAUGAGCGGCCGAGUCGGAGGCCUGAGCCCCAAACAGGCAGAGACCCUGGCCAAGUUUGGAGAAAAUGUCCAGGAUGUGCUUCCCGCCCUGCCCAACCCGGAUGAUGAUUUCCUUCUACACUGGCUCCGAGCUCGGAAUUUUGACUUGCAGAAGUCGGAGGCUAUGCUCCGCAAGUACAUGGAAUUCCGGAAGACCAUGGAUAUUGAUCAUAUCCUUGAUUGGCAGCCCCCAGAGGUGAGCCAACACCGCCAAACACCUCAGUCUUUCAUGGACAUACCGCUUAAGAUCACUGGGGACCAUGAAUGA